Molecule: messenger RNA, 2250 nt
Organism: Eriocheir sinensis (Chinese mitten crab)
Lineage: Eukaryota; Metazoa; Arthropoda; Malacostraca; Decapoda; Varunidae
Product: putative methyltransferase DDB_G0268948
Exons: 8
Coding region: 180-1007 (275 amino acids)
Molecular function (GO): S-adenosylmethionine-dependent methyltransferase activity
Source: RefSeq, a predicted model, not a curated record
GGAGGGAAGGGAGGAGUUUUUUGUUAUAUAAGUGGUAAACGGGGAGAAAGAAGAGUUGAGUAGGGGAUUUAAGAGUGGCUGGUUGUGGGGCAAGAGUAAAAGUGAAGGAGAGAGACAGAUAGGCUGCUCUACUUGAAGCUCUGCUGUUGUAUCACUGAGCUUCACACGGAACUUGAAACAUGUCUCAGCGGUACUUCGAGCAUCCGAGUCUCACAGCUGCAUAUGCCAAGUUUCGACCAGAGCCUCCGGCCUCACUGGUGUCACACAUCCUGGAGUACCUGCACCAAGGGUACGAUGGCCCCCUGGAGGCAGCCGCAGACGUGGGCUGUGGCUCCGGCCAGAGCACUCACGUCUUGGCGCCACACUUCAACACAGUCACAGGCCUUGACAUCUCCCCAGCACAAAUUACCGAAGCUGUCAAACUCGGCAAGACCUCAUCAGUCUCCUUCAGAGUGAGUGGAGCUGAAUCCCUGCCAUUCCCUGACAACAGUCUGCAGCUAGUGACAGCAGGUCAGGCCUGCCACUGGUUUGACAUGCCCAAGUUCUUGAAGGAGGUGGACCGUGUGCUUGUACCGGGUGGUGUGGUGGCCCUGUACUGCUACCUUCUACCACGUGUUGUUGACCCCCACCUGGGUGAGAGGCUGAGUGCAAUGUUUAGUGAGGUCUAUGAUGAUUUAUUGGCUGGGUGUUGGGGGGAGGGCCUCAAAGAUGUGAAUGACUGUUACAGAGACCCCAAGUUCACCAUCCCUUACCCUGACUCCAGCAGGGAUGACUCACACUCUUUGAUGACGGAGUUGAGUGUGGCUGAGCUGACCCUCUUCAUGACCACCUGGUCAGGGUUCAACACAUACAGAGAAAGGAAUGGUGAAGCUGCAGCUCAAAAACUUCUUGAUGACUUCCAGAAAAAAGUCAUGACCACUCUGGGGGUGAGCACCCCCCCUGAGAACACACGCCUCCAACUCGACACCCACUUCCCUCUCCUCAUGGGGCGCAAACCACGCAUCUAGAGAACUCAGGGCAACCUUUUGUUACAGGAGCUACAGAGUGAAGGUAUUAAUCUCUGGGUCACUGUAGGUUUGUGGUACUGAUGAGUGUCUUUAGUGUUAGUAUUGAUAAUAUAUAGGGGUCUGUAGCAGUGAUAUUUUUGUUGAUGUAUCCUGGUCUUCUUAGUGUGUCUUGGCCACCUCUUAUAAACUAACCUUUGAACCAACCUAUAUCCAGAUUCCUGUGAUGCCUUUUGAAGCACCAUAUAUAUUUGAGAUCUCGUAUGUUUAACCUUUUUUUUAAAUAGCUAUGCACAGAAAAUGUUCUGAGUUGGGUAGUGGCAUGUCGGUUUAAUGGCCUGAUGUUUUGGAAUGGUUUUAUAACUACAGUAUACUCUUCCUUAGGUGAUGAAAACUAGUGCUAUAUUUACAGUUUAAUUAUAAAAAAAAAAAUAAACAAGAGAAAGUUGUUACAUUUGUACGUAAGGCAUACGAGACAUUUCAGUACUGGCAAUGUCAAAACCUCUCUGGUCUGAGCAAACGUGUUGGAUGAUCGUUACCAAAGUCAGUGGAUGGCAUGCAUAAGGCACUCUGCUACCCCAUAUCAUACCCUUCUGUGGGCCUAUAGUAUAAUGUUCCCUAAGUAAUUUGUUUCACAUCUCAUAACAGGCACUUAGCUCACAUCCUAAUAACCACUUCAAUAAUAUAAAUAGCUUUGUUAUAAAUAUGGGACACUGAAGAAGGCAUGUGUCUGAGUCUGUAAUAACCAGACUGCAUAAGCAUUACCAUGUGCAGUUUUAAUGAAACUUAGAUCCAUUUACCCAUAGGAUGUGAUUGUUAUUGCUUGAAACUCUUAGAAGUCUUAUGAUGCAGUUAACACUUAGUGAUAAAAUUUAAUAAUGGAUAUUCAUAAUGAGGAUUCCUUUGGUUGCUGCCAUCCUACACUUUAGCAUGUACAAUUACAGUACACAGACUAAUCAAUACUGUUAAACUUGCUUGCAAUCGGCAAAGAAAAACCUCGGGUAGUAAAUGCUGUUGAGAACCGGUUGCUGCAAAUACUUUUAAACUGCAGAUACAAGUGAGAAUAUGAAUAAUGCAUAAUAUGUAAGUUAAUGAGGCAGGGCAAUAGAUUUACAUUAAAGUGAUAAACUACCUAGACUUGUAUAAAAAGAACUUAAAUUACAUCUCAGUAUAUAACUAUCAAACAACUAUAUACAUAUCAAGCACGCCAGAACAUACACAUGCUCUCAAUAAAACAUUCAUAUCA